AUGUCUUCUUCGACACUUUCUUCCGCUACUGCUGCUGUUGCUUCGCAACCCACUCGGAAACAAAUUCUUGCAUUGUAUCGUGGACUAUUGAAAGGAGGAAAAGCUUUUUCGGAUUACAACUAUAGAGAAUAUGUGUUGAGAUGUACGCGAGAAGAUUUUAGAAAAUUUAAAUCUGUACAAGAUUCCGAAAAGAUUAAACGAUUGUAUGAAAAGGGUGUUAAGAAUUUAGGAGUUGUACAAAGGCAAUCAUUGAUCAAUCAAAUAUAUUCUAAACAUGUGAGCAUUAUGGAUGAGAGAGCUAAAGAGUAUAAACAAAACCCAGAUUUAUUUUCACAACAAUAUUCUUCAGCACCUUUCGAUACAAGUGCUGAACAAGAAGAGGAUUAA
This is a messenger RNA of Naegleria lovaniensis, 387 nucleotides long. RefSeq lists its product as uncharacterized. Gene Ontology annotation, cellular component: L-cysteine desulfurase complex; mitochondrion. The record is from RefSeq and is a predicted model, not a curated record. The coding region runs from base 1 to 387 and encodes 128 amino acids. NCBI's taxonomy places the organism in Eukaryota, Heterolobosea, Eutetramitea, Acrasida, Naegleriidae. Gene Ontology annotation, biological process: iron-sulfur cluster assembly. The transcript has a single exon.